This is a messenger RNA of Pisolithus orientalis, 2520 nucleotides long. Its product is annotated as Afadin and alpha-actinin-binding-domain-containing protein. The record is from RefSeq and is a predicted model, not a curated record. Lineage: Eukaryota; Fungi; Basidiomycota; Agaricomycetes; Boletales; Pisolithaceae. The coding region runs from base 88 to 2433 and encodes 781 amino acids. The transcript is spliced from 6 exons.
GGGUUGACGCGCACGUGACCAUUGUCGCGUCUCUGCCUGUCACCUGUCGUUCGGCUCCACCCAACUUCCAAGUGGGCAGUGUUAGCGAUGGCAGAAACUAAAAAGCUCGUCCAUUGGGCUUUGAAUGCCUCUGUGUCAGAAUUUGGCUCACCCUCAUCCGAAGCCUCCUCCUCAAGCUUUGCCUCGACACCGGGUCUUCAGUACAUCAACUCUCAACUCAUCGCACAUGGCUUCACCACCGCUCCUGGCCUAUCCCUGGACGGCAUAUCCAAGGCAAAUUCCGAACGUGUGGCAAAGUGUCUGCUUACCAUGCUAAGCCAGAGAGUGGAUGACAUGUCGCGUGCAGAAAAUCUCUCCACAAAAUUGCGCACGCUGUCUUAUGACCAUGAACGACUCAUGGAUAUGCAUAGUGUUUCGAAGGAAAAGGUUGCAAAUGCGGAAAGAGAAGUAAAUCAGUAUAAGUCGCGUUUAGCCUCAGAAACCCGAGCCCUUCGAUAUUCCGAAGCAAGCCAUAAGCAGACAGCAGCAGAGCUCCAGCGCAUCCGGACAUCGCUUCAGGGCCUCCGCGCCACGCAUGUCACAGAGCUUAAGAAGAAAGAGAAAGAGAUUGAACGAAUGAUAGAGAAGUGGAAUAAACUUGCAGACGCACAGUCUAAAGUCACCGCGGCUUCCUCGGGUAUAUCGAUUCACGGCGCAAAUGCAGAAAUCGUUUCAGGAUCCGACAACUUAGGGAAAGGCAAAGGAUAUCUUGAUGUCGCCCUUGAACAUGCGGAGUCGUCGCGGGCCGAACUGUUCGCUGAAUCUACGAGGCUCAGGCGCUUUGCCGUUAUUUGCGCAAACCGGAUACAGUCGCUGACGCAUAGAAUGCGUCUUGCACUGUCCGUUGAGGAAGAAGAGCCUCCGACUUUCAAUCAUGAUGCAUUGUUCCCGCUCUCUCCGAUCAACGCUGCGGAGGAGAGGCUGCUGUCCUUGUUCAGUUCAGCAGACAACACACUAGUCACGCUGUCUACACGAUUCUCAGAAAUGUCUCAUAUCAAUGCCAACCCAUCGGCCGUUCCCUCUGGCACCUUGGACAUAGCCGAAAGCGAAAAGUUGAGAACCACUAUUGAGAAGCUACAAGCUGAAUUGGAGAAAACACAGCUCCAGUGUGAAUCGCAAUCCGCAGAAAUACAAGCCCUGCUGAGCCGAGUUGCACAACAGGCCGCUUUGCUGGACUCGCGUCAUCUGGAUACCGAAGUAAAGUUUGCUCCAGAACGCGAAAGACUGGAACGAAUUAAGCAAGAGCUCGAAGAUGAACGGGCAAAGUUCACAGAAGCUGCCGUUACGCUCAUUAAAGAGAGAACUGCUUUGGAGAACGACCGAAUCAAUUUCUUGGAAGAGAAGCGGAUCUGGUAUCAGCAAAAUCAGACUGCAUCCUCCGCACCUCCACUGCUCUCCAGCCUAGUUAAGCCUGCUGAACCGUCGCAGAAGAAAUCACCACGAAAAUCACCGCGGAAGAAUAAAGUAGUUGGAAAAUCCAACACCGGACGCAAAGUGCGCACAUCCCGGAGAUCGUCCACCUUCUCGAUACCGCCACCUACGAAUGCCGAACCUGCGUAUGAGACCGAAGUGAUACCGGUACCUGUGUCUGCCCGGUUGUCCAGCGAUCAAGCUCAACCUACUACACGACAGUCCAUACUUCCAACAUCCUUUGUACUUCCACCACCAUCUCCUAGGACUUCCUUGCCCCCUCCUCCAAAUACUUUGCUUUGCCCUUCCAGGGAUGUCUCUUCAGGCAACGGUGUGCGCACAGACAACUCAUCCGAGAUAGUUCUACCUUCAUCUUGUCACCACCCCGUCGUGCAACCGAACGUACCUCAAACACCAUUGGCAAGUCAACGCCCCUUUCCGGUGGCAAAGCCUCUUGCACAACGCAUGACCCACGCAUACUCACCAACGAAACCCAGUCCACUCAGUCGCAUUCUUAUGCUUGGCGAGUCACCCGAAAGUGCAGAUUCGGUGCCUCUACCAGCAAUCAGGGAAGCUGAUAUAACGCCAACUAACUCAUCGAAGCCACUGUCCAACUACGAAGAGGACGACGAAGACAGUCCUUUGAAGGAGAAGAGGGGAGAGAAGAACGUUAAUGCGAACGACCAACGGGCAGGUGAAGUGGUCAUGAGCCUGCCAAAGGCGAAGAUACACCCUCAGACUAACGUUCCUGUGAAUGCUGGCAAAACCAAGACGAGGGGCUCACUCGAGAAGGAGAAUAGGGGAAAACCUUCACUCAGGGUACCUCCGGCCACGGCGCCGCAAGGAAAACUGUCGAGCAAUAGCAAAGCUGAGCCAUCAGCAAAGGGGGUGGUCAAGUCCAUCCCAAAACCGCCAGCAGGAAGAGGUGGUGCGAGAAGAGUUCCCAUCGGUAGCACAGAAGCCGCGCCUGGGUGGAAAGCGUGAUGGCAUGACCUUGACCUGUAGUGUUUGGGACCCAGUACGAUACCCACGACGAGACUUCGUUCUCACAUAUACUCGGCCAACCCGGGC